Ornithorhynchus anatinus (platypus) is the source of this 1337-nucleotide messenger RNA. RefSeq names its product immunoglobulin superfamily member 11 (gene IGSF11). The coding region runs from base 39 to 1337 and encodes 432 amino acids. The record is from RefSeq and is a predicted model, not a curated record. Gene Ontology annotation, cellular component: cell-cell junction. The transcript is spliced from 7 exons. Gene Ontology annotation, molecular function: ionotropic glutamate receptor binding. Gene Ontology annotation, biological process: homophilic cell-cell adhesion. NCBI's taxonomy places the organism in Eukaryota, Metazoa, Chordata, Mammalia, Monotremata, Ornithorhynchidae.
CUCCUCCUCCGGGCCGCCCUCCGUCCUUCCGGCCGUCCAUGCGGGCCCCGGGCCCCCCGCCGCGGGGGGACCCCCGCCCCCGCGCCGCGCUGCUCCCGCUGCUGCUCAGCCUGCAAGGUCUGACCACGUCGCUGGAGGUGUCCGAGAGCCCCGGGAGCGUCCAGGUGGCCCGCGGUCAGACGGCCAUCCUGCCCUGCUCCUUCUCCACCAGCGCGGCCCUCCUCAACCUCAACGUCAUCUGGCUGGUCGUCCCCCUCGCCGACGCCAACCAGCCCGAGCAGGUGCUCCUCUACCAGGGCGGGAAGACCUUCGACGGAGCCCCCCAGUUCAACGGGAGGGUGGGGUUCGCGGGCACCAUGCCCACCACCAACGUCUCCAUCUUCAUCAACGACACCCGGCUGUCGGACACGGGCACCUACCAGUGCCUGGUCAACAACCUGCCUGACCGCGGGGGCAGAAACAUCGGCGUCACCGGACUCACCGUCCUAGUGCCCCCCUCCGCCCCCCUCUGCCGAAUCCAGGGGUCCCGGGACGUGGGCAGCGACGUCGUCCUGGCCUGCAGCUCGGAAGAAGGGGUCCCCCGGCCUACCUACCUCUGGGAGAAGCUGGACCCCGGACCCGGCCUGCCCGCCGUCGCCACGCAAGACCAAGCCCGGGGCACGGUGGCCCUGAGGAACAUCAGCGUGGGGACCUCGGGGCUUUACCAGUGCGUGGCUUCCAAUGCCAUCGGCUCCAGCACCUGCCUCCUGGACCUGCAGGUCCUUCCCCCUCGGCCGCGGAGCGCCGGGGUGACGGCCGCGGCCGUGGGCGGCGGGGCCGCCGUCCUCCUGCUGGGCCUCGCCCUCCUCGCCGUCGCCGGUCUCUACUGGAGGAGCAAGAACCGGGAGGAGCGGGACCACGAGGAGGAGGAGGAAGGGCCCAACGAGAUCAGAGAGGACGACCUCCCGCCCAAGUGCUUCGCGGCGGCGACCCAGCCCUCCCGCCCCGAGGCCUCGUCCUCGGACAACAACACCCUGACGUCGGACGCCACCUUCGACGGCCGCCACCGGAACGGGACGGACGUCCGCCGCGGGCCCCGGCCCGGCCCCCCCCGGCGUCGGCCCGCCUCGCCGCCCUCGGGCCCCCCGACCCUCCACGUCAACGGGGCCCGUCCGACGCCCAAGACGCUGGUGGUGACGGCCGGGCCCGGGCCGUCGCCGAGGGCCUCGACCCGGAGCGGGGGCGGCGGCCCCGGGCGGCCCGCGCGCCCCUACGCCGUCGGCCGGGCCGGGCCGGAGCGCGCCGGGGCCGUGCCCGUCGCGGUGCCCGCCCAGAGCCGGGCCGGCUCGCUGGUCUAG